AUGAAAGAAGAGAAGCGAAUCAUAGGGUGGGAUGAACUAUCAAAUCAUUGUAAUCGUACAUCACUUUGGGUUGUGAUUGAGGGCUAAGUGUUUGAUGUAACAACAUAUUUGGCAGAACAUCCAGGAGGCGAUGAUAUUCUGCUUAAAUAUGGUGGAUUGGAUGGGACUUAGAAAUUUCUAGAGGUGAACCAUUCAAAUUAUGCUCGCUCCCUCAGAAAUGCUAGAUUAGUUGGAACACUUACCUCAGAUCCAUAACCAAGUGAUUACAUAAAACAAGUGAAAUCUCAGAAACAAAAAGCUAAUGUAAAUCCAAAUAGUUAGAUUUCAUGGGAAGAAUUAGCACUGCAUAAUAAAAAAGGAAGACUUAUGGAUGGUUAUAGAAGGCAAAAUGAACAUCCAGGUGGUCCCGCAAUCUUGUUGGGAAAAGCUGGUGAUGAUGCCACCACUGCAUUCCAUGAUGCCAAUCAUUCUCAGAGUGCUUACAAAUAAUUAGAAAAAUUAUAAGUGGGUGUGAUAACAGGAGUAAAACCAAAUGUGAGUGGAAGUGGAACAAGCACAAAUUUAAUAUUUUUUAUUCUUUUGAUUUUGGCUAUAGGGGCAGGAAUUUAUGUGAUUACAAAAUGAAUCUGUACAUAAUCAUAAAUUAUAAUAUAAUAUUCUUAUUAAUUUUA
This is a messenger RNA of Paramecium tetraurelia, 671 nucleotides long. RefSeq lists its product as uncharacterized. Gene Ontology annotation, cellular component: membrane; intracellular membrane-bounded organelle. The record is from RefSeq and is a predicted model, not a curated record. The transcript is spliced from 4 exons. NCBI's taxonomy places the organism in Eukaryota, Ciliophora, Oligohymenophorea, Peniculida, Parameciidae. Gene Ontology annotation, molecular function: heme binding.